CAGCCCCACCUGGACAUGAAGCCAUUCCUGCAGUUUCCCAUGGAGACCGCCCCACCACCACACAGCAUGGGCCUCUUCCACAACUUUAACACAAUGGACCCGGUGCAGAAGGCGGUGAUCAAUCACACCUUUGGAGUUCCACUGGUUAAAACUAAGCGACCAGUCAUCUCCUGUAACGUCUGCCAAAUCCGCUUCAACUCCGAGAGUCAGGCAGAAGCCCACUACAAAGGCAACCGCCAUGCCAGGAGAGUGAAAGGCAUCGAGACCUCUAAGAGCCGCCCUCAGGAGGGGGAAAAACCUCCAACUGUCCCCACGACAUCCUCCCCUUCUCCACCAGGAGCCCCUGUCCCUGCCUCUGACAGCGACCCUAGCAAACCAGGUAAGAGAUCCACGUCUGAAGCCCCUCCACGCUCGUUAAACGGGCCCCUGCUGGCCCCCGGGCCACUUCCUCCACUCACAACCCCACCGACUCCACCCAUGGACUCCCCCGUGCCCUCGGUGUGCAACCUGCUGCCCACCCCCACACCUCCCCUGAUACCUCCAUCCUCCUCCUCCUCCCUAGGCUGUGGCAGUGGCAGCACCAACCCAGAGCAGCCUGGCUCAGGGCCCCCAGGCUCUGGAGCGCCCGGGGCCUCAGCUGCCAACAGCCCUUCUAACCCAGAGACAGAGGAGGACAAGGCCAAGAAGCUGCUGUACUGCGCACUGUGUAAGGUGGCCGUCAAUUCCCUGUCACAGCUGGAGGCUCACAACAAAGGUACUAAACACAAAACCAUUCUGGAAGCACGGAGCGGGCUGGGACCCAUCAAGGCGUACCCUCGCCUGGGCCCCAAGCCCAUUGGAGAGCAGGGAGGGGGGCCGGUGGACCCCAAUACUCAGGAACGCACCUUCCACUGUGAGAUCUGCAACGUGCGGGUCAACUCUGAACUGCAGCUCAAACAGCACAUAUCAAGUCGAAGGCACCGGGAUGGUGUGGCAGGCAAACCCAACCCUCUCCUCAGCCGACACAAGAAGCACAGGGGAGCUGACCUCACGUCUUCUCUGACCUUCUCUAAGGAUCUCACCAAAGCUUUGGGUGCAGGGCUUUUGCCCAGCCCCUUGGCUGUUGCUGCAGCAAUGGCCGCUGCAGCUUCCUCCAACCCGUUGGCUCUCCGUGCCGCAGCUCCCGCCCACCACCCACAUCACCAUCUACUGCAAGGCCCGCCACUCAGCCACGCCAUCUUGAGACCCGCUCCCGGGCCCAUCCGCACCACCCACGGGCCAAUCCUGUUCUCCCCUUACUGA
Messenger RNA from Lampris incognitus (smalleye Pacific opah), 1281 nucleotides. It is a transcript of the gene znf385a, whose product is annotated as zinc finger protein 385A. The coding region runs from base 16 to 1281 and encodes 421 amino acids. The record is from RefSeq and is a predicted model, not a curated record. Lineage: Eukaryota; Metazoa; Chordata; Actinopteri; Lampriformes; Lampridae. Gene Ontology annotation, molecular function: zinc ion binding; nucleic acid binding. The transcript has 8 exons. Gene Ontology annotation, cellular component: nucleus.